AUGGCAUUGGUCACCACUUUGGUCACCACGUUGGUCAGCACAUUGGUCAUGGCGUUGGUCAACACUUUGGUCAGCAUCUUGGUCAGCACGUUGGUCAGCACAUUGGUCAUCACAUUGGUCAGCACGUUGGUCAGCACAUUGGUCAGCACUUUGGUCAGCACCUUGGUCAGCACCUUGGUCAACACUUUAGUUAAUACCUUGGGCAGCAUCUUGAUCAGCACUUUAGUUAACUAUUACACAAUCACAUACAACAAUUAA
Babesia bigemina is the source of this 258-nucleotide messenger RNA. RefSeq lists its product as hypothetical. The record is from RefSeq and is a predicted model, not a curated record. The coding region runs from base 1 to 258 and encodes 85 amino acids. The transcript has a single exon. Lineage: Eukaryota; Apicomplexa; Aconoidasida; Piroplasmida; Babesiidae.